This is a messenger RNA of Pochonia chlamydosporia 170, 864 nucleotides long. RefSeq names its product diphthine synthase. Gene Ontology annotation, biological process: protein histidyl modification to diphthamide. Bases 1 to 864 code for a protein of 287 amino acids. Gene Ontology annotation, molecular function: diphthine synthase activity. NCBI's taxonomy places the organism in Eukaryota, Fungi, Ascomycota, Sordariomycetes, Hypocreales, Clavicipitaceae. The transcript is spliced from 3 exons. The record is from RefSeq and is a predicted model, not a curated record.
AUGCUGUACCUGGUGGGCCUUGGCCUCUCAGAUGAGACUGAUAUUACGGUAAAGGGUUUGGAAGUCGUCAAGAGGGCCUCCAGAGUUUAUCUGGAAGCGUACACCAGCAUUUUGCUUGUUGAUCAAUCCGUCUUGGAAGAGUACUAUGGCCGCUCAAUAUCAAUCGCAGACCGUGAAAUGGUCGAGUCAAACAGUGACGAGAUUCUGCGCGAUGCCCAGACCGAGGAUGUAGCCUUCCUUGUAGUGGGAGACCCGUUCGGAGCUACAACGCACACCGACCUUGUCAUCCGAGCGCGCGAACUCUCCAUUCCCGUCCGAACGGUACCAAAUGCCUCCAUCAUGUCGGGCAUUGGGGCGUGCGGGCUCCAACUAUACAACUUUGGGCAGACAGUCUCCAUGGUCUUCUUUACCGACUCAUGGAAACCUGCCUCCUUCUACGACCGUAUCAAGGAAAACCGCGAAAUUGGCCUACAUACAUUGGUGCUUGUGGAUAUCAAGGUCAAAGAACAGAGCCUGGAGAACAUGGCGAGAGGAAGGCUGGUCUAUGAGCCCCCACGAUACAUGACGGUUGGACAAUGCGCACAGCAAAUGAUCGAAAUCGAGGAUGAGAAGAAGGAAGGUGCGUAUACUCGUGACAGUCUGGCCAUUGGCGCCGCUCGCGUGGGAGGGAAGACGGAGAAGUUCGUGGCUGGAACACUGGAGGAAUUGUGUUCAACAGAUGAUUUGCUCGGCCCUCCACUGCAUAGUCUGGUUUUGCUUGGAAGGAGAACGCAUGAACUGGAGCUUGAUUUCGUUCGGGAAUUUGCUGUGGAUAAGGAUAGAUGGGAUAGAAUUUGGAAGGCAGAGUAUGGGAAACAACUUUAA